Messenger RNA from Hemiscyllium ocellatum (epaulette shark), 2722 nucleotides. RefSeq names its product general transcription factor IIF, polypeptide 1 (gene gtf2f1). The coding region runs from base 87 to 1679 and encodes 530 amino acids. Gene Ontology annotation, cellular component: transcription factor TFIIF complex; nucleus. The record is from RefSeq and is a predicted model, not a curated record. Gene Ontology annotation, biological process: positive regulation of transcription elongation by RNA polymerase II; transcription initiation at RNA polymerase II promoter. Gene Ontology annotation, molecular function: RNA polymerase II general transcription initiation factor activity; DNA binding; TFIIF-class transcription factor complex binding. The transcript has 14 exons. NCBI's taxonomy places the organism in Eukaryota, Metazoa, Chordata, Chondrichthyes, Orectolobiformes, Hemiscylliidae.
GGGGGCGGGGAUUAAGCGUGGUCCUGGUUUCCGCUUCUAAACAAGGCCCAUUCGGAAGUUGAAGCUCUCACCAUAAACUUGCAAUUAUGGCCAAUUUGGGUUCGAGCAGCCAGGCAGUGACGGAAUACACAGUCCGUGUCCCCAAGAACAACACCAAGAAACACAACAUCAUGGCCUUCAAUGCUGCUGAUAAGAUAGAUUUCUCGACAUGGACUCAGGCUAAAAUGGAGCGUGACCUGAGUAACAAGAAGAUUUACCAGGAGGAGGAACAGCCGAUGUUCGGUGCAGGCAGUGAGUUUGGCAAAAAGCUCCGUGAGGAGUCAAGAAAGAAGAAGUUUGGAAUUGUUACACGCGAGUUUAAACCCGAGGACCAGCCCUGGCUGCUGAGAGUGAAUGGGAAAGCGGGUCGGAAGUUCAAAGGUCAGAGGAAAGGUGGGGUCACUGAAAAUGCUUCCUACUACAUCUUCACACAGUGUCCUGAUGGAGCGUUUGAAGCCUUCCCUGUUAAUGCCUGGUACAACUUUAUCCCUGUCGCGAAACACAAGACUCUGACAGCAGAGGAAGCCGAGGAGGAGUGGGGAAGGCGCAACAAGGUGGUGAACCAUUUCAGUAUCAUGCUGCAGAAAAGGUUAAAGGAUCAGGACCGGGAUGAUGGAGAGGAGGAGGAAGAGAAGGGAAAGAAAGGGAAAGAAAGGAAGCGAAAAGGCAAUGACCUCCGCAUCCACGACCUGGAAGAUGACCUGGAAGUGAGCUCUGAGGAGAAUGAGGAGGACAGUGAUGAGGACAGAGACACCAAGAAAGACCCCAAAGCCCCAAAGAAAGGGCCAGCUGGAGCCAAGAGGAAGAAGAGGAAGGGUUCUGACGAUGAGGCUGUGGAGGAUAGUGAUGAUGGAGAUUUCGAAGGGCAGGAAGUGGAUUAUAUCUCGGAUGAUGAAUCGAGUGACAAUAAUGAUGACGAGCUGGAUAAAGGGAAAGCCGAUAAAGGGGAGGAUGUACCGAAAGGCGUUGAUGAGACUGUUGGAUCUGAGAGCAGUGAGGAGAGUGAAGAGGAAAAACAAAAUGAAGAGAAAGAUGAGGAAGAUGACGACAAGAAAUCUGCAGCCCCUGAAAAGAGAGAAAAGAAAAACAAAGACAGCAGCGAGGAAUCGGAAUCCUCGGAUGAAAGUGACAUCGAGUCUGAAGCAGCCUCAGCGCUUUUCAUGUCGAAGAAGAAAACGCCCCCAAAGAAAGAUUGGAGAGGAUCAAAUACCAGUUCCUGUGGGAACAGUCGCCCGGGAACACCCACCCCACAGAUCAGCACCUCGUCCACACUCAAGGCAGCUGCCAACAAACUGGAGCAAGGGAAGCGGCAGGGUAACUCUGCAGAAACUCCGGUGGCCAAGCGGCUGAAGAUGGAUACGGGGCCCCAGUCUGCCUCUGGCAAAUCCACCCCACAACCCCAAUCCGGCAAAUCCACCCCAAGCAGCGGUGAUAUCCAGUUAACAGAGGAUGCAGUUCGACGGUAUCUCACCCGAAAACCCAUGACCACCAAGGACCUGCUGAAGAAGUUUCAAACCAAGAAGACAGGGCUCAGCAGUGAGCAGACAGUCAAUGUCCUGGCACAGAUCCUGAAAAAACUCAAUCCUGAGCGGAAGAUGAUUAAUGAGAAGAUGCACUUCUUCCUGAAGGAAGGGAACUGACAGUGGCCCAGUCUGUGUGUGUAUGUAGCUUUUGAUUUUGUUCCUGUAUAUAAUGGAUUGACCUCUUGCUGUCAUUUUGUACAAUAUGGUAAUUGUUAUGGUCUGCACUCAGCCUUGUCCUUUCUUCCCUCCUGAGCCCUGGCUUUCAGUCCAACCCUGACUGAAGGGAUGAAGGACAAGGGUUUUUUUUGUGAGAGUUAGGUUCAACCCACAGCACAGGCAAACCUUAAACUGGAUCAAAAUCAGUCUCAUUAUGGAGGGCCCUGAUGUAGCAGAUACUCCUUUGUGGGUGCUGCUUGUUGUUGGAGCCUUACCGUGGGACCUGAGCCAUUCAGGACCUGCUCUAGGAAAUCCCUCCUGUCAAACAGGCAUCAAUACGCACAGCAGCUUCACUGGGACAGCCUGACUUCAUAUUACACGCGUGACCAGAGUGGCUCACCAGACAUAACCAACAGAGAAGCUCCUGGGUAGAACGUGACUGUACAAUUCACACAGAGUCUAGGAGUACAAUAUCUCCUGUGACGGGACAGUUUGUAUGGAUUGGGUACCAAGCCUUUAAGUACAGAACUGACUGUAGCAAAAGCCUUUCCACCUGCUGACAACUUUGAAGCACCAGUCAUAGCCGGGGAUGGGGUGGGGGGAGGUGGGGAGGCGCGGGCAGCAAUGUUUAGGAGAAGUAUCUAUGUGGGGGAAGGAUAAAGACUCCGUACAAACACACAUCAACUCCAGUGGAUUACUACACACCAGGUAUGACUGAAGCCUGGGGGCUGGAUUGUGGGGCAGAGGGUUGUUGGAGAUUUGGUUCAGGAUAAGGUGGGAGUGGGUUUGUCAGUGCAAGACCAAAAUGAGCAGAAUUUCUCCUAUCGCUGGGCUGGAGAGCUCAGUAAAACCAAAAAUGUAAGUGAGGUGGAAUGUGCUGUAACGUUCCUCUGUGUUGGUUCUGUCAAAUGUUAAACUUGUUCAGUAUCUGUAUUUGUUGUGCAAUGAAAUCACAUGUAAUGGUUCAGGCUCAAUACCUUAUCCAAUAAAACGCUGCGAGUUUU